Messenger RNA from Micropterus dolomieu (smallmouth bass), 5451 nucleotides. RefSeq names its product zinc finger protein 518A. Gene Ontology annotation, biological process: regulation of transcription by RNA polymerase II. The transcript has 3 exons. Gene Ontology annotation, molecular function: RNA polymerase II transcription regulatory region sequence-specific DNA binding; DNA-binding transcription factor activity, RNA polymerase II-specific. The coding region runs from base 460 to 4611 and encodes 1383 amino acids. Gene Ontology annotation, cellular component: nucleus. The record is from RefSeq and is a predicted model, not a curated record. Lineage: Eukaryota; Metazoa; Chordata; Actinopteri; Centrarchiformes; Centrarchidae.
GCACAGGCUGCGAAUGACGUAGGGCUCAUUCUGCGAAAACACCGUCAGGUUCGCGUGGACGUCUAGUUAAACCGAAUAUAUUUCAACUUUAGUGAAAGUUGUUUUAACUGUUUUCUACAUAACUAUGUCCUGCGUGGCACUAGUUUGGUAUUUGACAAGCAAUACAUAUUCAUCCGCUUCUACAUGAGUGUCAAGAGCGCAGCAGUACCCGGAUGGACUGUCAUGGCCGCCGUCGCUGUGGUUCCAUAGAGAGGAGAGAAGGAAGACAAAUGUUUCUGCUGUGUGUUUUUCUACCAUAACCUCCUUUUUAUAAUGUCGGACGUUGACGGGACGCCGCCUGAACUUCCAUCGAGUUAAUAGCACCGUGACUACACUACAAGCUCCUCUUCUGCAGAGACAUCAUGCAUUAAAUGUUUGGGUUUUUCCUAAAGGAGAACAGGUAUCAGCAGUUUUACAACUAUGGAAGAAGACCUCACAAUACCUCAUGAUUCUGCCAAAAACUGCAACAUAUCAGUAGCAGAGGAUGAAAAAGAAAAGGUAAAAGACUUUGUGUAUAAGCAUUUCAGAGAAGUGACAGAUGGAUCACUCUUCAAUAAUGCAGAAGAAUCUUCUAUUAAGGACCAUGGGAGUUCCACCAAGAAGGAUAAACAAACUCUCAAUAAAACCCAUUGUAAAAUUCACCAGGGGGCUGUUUUCUCCGGCAAGAUUCUGAGUUUUGAAUGCUCGGUGUGUAAAGAUGAUUCAACAUAUAGCCCUAAUGAUCUCCUUAAACAUUUUCGAGCAGCUCAUAAAGGAACACUUCCUACAUACCCUUGUGACCUGUGCGGGUUUGUCACGAAUGAGUUCCCUGCUCUUCAACGCCAUCGGAUUGAGCACAGGAAUACUCUGGUUACAUGUGAGCUCUGCAACGACGAUGUUCAGUACUCUCUGCUUCUGCUUACCAGACACUACAUCAUGUGUCAUAGUCUAAAUGGACAGUUUAACUGUGACUGGUGUGAGUUUACAACUGUGGAUGCAGGUACAUUCGUCCAGCACAUCCAUCAUCAUAAUGAGAGUCCUUGGAAGUGUUCAAAAUGCAGGCACAUCAGCAUGAAUGAAGAGGAUCACCAGAAGCAUAUGAAAGCUCACUUGGGUACAUUCCCCUUCACUUGUCAGAUAUGUGGAUAUGGUGCAGCAAGGAGCGAGUACCUUAAGAAGCACAUGGCAGCUGUACACAAAGAGGAGGCUGAGAGAAGGAAUGUAUGGAAGGCUAUAGAAGACAAUGGCACUCCAGCAAAUUCAUCUGCAAGCUUAAAACUUUUGCUAAAAAAGAGUGGUGAAUCCCAGGAGGCUCAGAGGAUAUCAAAAGUGAACAGUCUUUCUGGGAGUGUAUCAAACCAAAAUGGCAGGCUAAUGAAACCAGAAAUAUCCUUAGAGGAGACCCACCAUUUUGCGGAUGGAAUUGUAGCAAAAAAGGACAACAAAAAUUGGGGCAAAGGCUCUCAUAACACAGAUCAGUCAAUGCCAGUAAUGUUACAGGAAUGUGACAACUCUGCAAAUUCUGAUGCUUCAAGCCACGCCAAUCCUAAUGGACUGACGGUUCUGAUGGUUAAGAACAAAAUCUCUCUUCCCCCCAACUGCACAACCAAAGUAAUGGGAUUCAAGAUGGUUGAUGGCAAAAAACAUUUAGUUCUCAAAGUAAUACCAACAGCAAAGCAAGACUCAUGCAUGCAGAACCAUUCCUCAGUUGAAGAUGUGGGCUCCUCAGCCCCAAAUCCUGUGUUGAAUAAAAGUAAAGUCUCUAUUGAGAAUGGGGAACGCUUUGAUGGCAAGAGCUCAACAUCGCAUUGCCUUGCAGUUUCACCAAGAAGUGGAUCUUGCCUACAUAUGGAUCAAGAUGAUAUUAUGGCUGUAAAAGUAAAGACUGAGGAGGAAGAAACCUCUGUUUGCAACUUUGAUUCCAUCCCACACAGAGUUGAUGUUGAGGAACAGACUAAUCCUAUGCUAAAUAGAUCUUUGACUUGUGCAGAUACGUUAUAUCCCAUGACAAAUGAGUUUGAUCAUGUGUGCGCCCAAAGUCACCCAAGUCAAAACACCUGCUCAGAGAGAAGUAAGUUUGAUAUCUCAAUCUCAACAUGUAACUCUGAUGCAAACAGCCAAAAAAGCAGCAAUACUGUGUGUGCCGGUAAGGUCACUGGUUUAUCUCCACCUUCAAAAGUUGCUCAGGAAACAUUACUUUCCAAACAAAUCUCGAGAAAAACAGUUGAAAACUGUGGGGCAGCAGAUGAGUUAUCAAUGACUGAUACAGUAGCAGACAACUCUUCCUUUAACACUAUAGAAAAUGAAGAUCAAUCUUCUCACAGUACUCCCGAAAAGGAUAACCCUAACAGGGUUAGAACUGAAAUUAAAUAUAAAAAUGGCCAGCAAAUCUUUAAGAAGCCUUCAACAAACCAGCCUCCGUCAGAGUCAUCCCCACCUAUUCCAGGCAGCAGCAGAGAAAGUGCCAUGGGUUCUGAAAACUGCUCACAAAAUUCACCAAACCAAGAAGUAUUUACUUUUCACAAUUAUUCCAAGGAGACAUUCAGCACAUCACCUAACACUACCCAAAAUAUUGCCCAUAUGUCUGAACAUUCAGCAGAAAAAGAACUUAUUUGCGAGUCAUCUCAGUUUAGCUUGACUUUGGCAGAGUCUCCAGAACCAAUCACAGAAAGUGGCAAUGGAGAAGACUCAAUUCAAGAAAAUAUUUGGGAGGGCAUAAGCAAAGUGUCUGAUAGUGAUAUUGAGGUUGAUGAGUGCAUAGCUAGUGUUGAUAAUUCUCCAACGGAGGAUGAAAAUCCUGAGUCAGUGCUCCAAGACUUUAAUAUUAUCAAAAUAGAGGAGGAGAGCAUUCCUAUAUCCAAAAAACAGUCAGAAACCAACUGUAGUUCAACUUCCCUGGGCAGUUUUGUGGAGGAACAUUCAGACGCAAUCAUAACCAAACAACUUAAUAAAGAAAGAGUUGGAUCUUCUAGUGCAAGCAAUGAUUCUUUAAAACAAACGAAAACAACUCUACGAAUUCUUCAAUUGCCAGAGGGUAAGCAAUCAGUACUCCUUAGGACUACUGAGAAUCGAUUUGCCAUGCCAUUGCAGGUCAAGGCCAACCCAGGUUUCAAACUGAUAACGAAUUCUGCUAACCCUCAGAUCAAUUUAUCUUACAUGAAGCCAGGGUUAGAAAGAUCAAGUAACCCUACUGGCAUAACCCUUGCUCCAAACAGCAGGAUAGGUAUCUCGGCACCAAAGGCAGGAGCCACUGAAAAAGGGACAUCCCUUCUCUCUGCUGUUCAACCAGGUGUUAGCACCACCUCAAGUCACUACUUUAUCAACAGCCCAACUUUUAAGGGUCCUGUACUCCUUUCAAGCACACCGCAUAAUACACCUACAGACAAGACAGCAAAGACGCAGCCAACUUGCUACUUAGUUCAGAGGUCUGUUCCAUUUGUUCAGACCCCCAGUACUCCUGGGCUCAGAUUGGCAAGUGCACAAUUACCACUGAACUCACGGCCAGUUCUGGCCAUGCCCAUGAGCUCUGCAGACAAACCCAGCACUCUGCAGACUGGUCGUCAGGCGUUCUUGCUCCGAUACAUCUCUCCACCCAAAUCAGGCGUACUAUUGAACAACCAAGAUGCAAAGACUGGGGCUCAGUAUAGCCAAACCAGUGACAGUACUGGAAACAAAGUCAUAUUUAAAAUUGUCACUCCUUCUGGUAGCCUCCUUACAAGUGGCGCUCCCACCUCAAGCAGUCAGCCUUUGUUUUUGGCCACCAGACCUCAGACCCAGUGUUUUUUAGUGUCAUCAAACAAAACUAAUGCAAAAGCCUCAAGCGGAGUAAAGAAACUGAUCACCAUACAAAAUACUGCACAGAAAGAUGUCAAGGAAUCUUGCAUUUCACCCUCUCAGAUGAAUGUAAAGGUACCACAGUGUGAAGCAGAGAAACCUAUCCUAGCCCCAAGGCCGAUUCGGCCUCCAAGCCAAAGGAAAAGGCGCAGGAAACCAUUAUUUGAUGAGCUUCCAACAACGGUGCAUAAAGCUAGAAGACUCACAAAUAAAGUACUGACUGAGAGAGAGACUACUGUGUUAUGGAAGCCUGUAGCCAAAGAAGUUGAAAGGAAACUGAGACUUGCUCCUUUCAGUUCUCUACAGCAGGUCAAAUGCCCACGUAGAUACCAACCUGUAGUGGUGCUCAAUCAUCCAGAUGCUGACAUUCCUGAAGUGGCCAAUAUCAUGAAGGUAGUGACCAGGUACAAAGGUGCUGUUACUAAGGUCUCUCUGUCUCAGAAAACAAUCGAAGCGCUCUCUGAACUUGGUGCUCUAGGGAAGAAUACCUCGAUAAAAGGUGUGUCGUCUCACAGCGAUGAUCCAAGACCUAGGCCAGUUCGGAGUUCUGUCCGAGAGCGAUUCCUCCUGAAACUGAAGUUAAGGAAAAAAAGCAAAAAAAAGUACGAGGUAGUGGAAACUUUAUCAGGUUGUAGACAAGAGCCUGUGGUGUUUGACUGCUGGUUUUGUGGUCGGCUCUUCAACAGCCAAGAACAUUGGAUUGGCCAUGGCCAACGGCACCUGAUGGAGGCAACUAGAGACUGGAAUAAACUGUUCUGAAAGUUUUCCAUCACCUUUAAAUGGGUUGAUAUUCUGUCCUUUUCGAGGUGGAACAAGCUGAAGUUGUAUAUUUUUAAUGACCUUCCACUAUACGUUCAAUUUCCGUUCCUGUAAAUACAUAUUCUUAAGUGAAUCAUAGUUUAUCUUUUCAUAGGCAUAUUCUGGUAAAUUAUGUACUGCAAACAUGAUUUAUAUCAUGCAUGCACAGGUCAAAUUGAACUGUGAAAAUGGUACACUGUAAUUAGGAGUUGUUGUAAGAGCACUAGGUUAAAGAAAGGGGGCAAUGUCAGCAAAUGUUGUAUGCAGAGUUGGAUUAAUUACUCAGGUGAUUUCAUAUUAAUCUGGUUUGUCAUUUUUGCUCAUAAAUUUCAGAAAAGCAUAGGCCUAGUUUAAGGGACUUUUGUAUCUGCUUUUAUUAUCCUGCACAUGACAGGAAACUGUAUUUGUAUAGCUUAACUCUAAAGCUUGUAGACCAAUUCAAUUGUUUUGCGCUUGUGAUGAAUAAACUGUUUAGUCCAAAAUAUUCCUUUUUGUAUGAUGAUUUAAGUAAAGGGGUAUAAUUUUACACUAUUGUCAGGAUUUUGUCAACCUGUAGCAUGCAUUUGUUAUAACUAGACAGUAAUCUCUUUAGUCUGCCAAGUGUUGAAAAUAGACAGGUGAUUUUAUAAAAUACUUUCUUGUAUCUGUACUUGAGAAAUACACAUCAGCCCACUUUACACCCUAUGCAGUUUUGACCUAACAAUAUCUUUGUGGUAGCGGCUUAGGCGGUUUGUUGUGAAUCAUGUGAAUCCACAUUUGAUUUCUGUUUACUUAUAAAUAUUAAAGGUCCCAUGAAUUUGC